This is a messenger RNA of Bombyx mandarina (wild silkworm), 1098 nucleotides long. RefSeq names its product carboxypeptidase B. Lineage: Eukaryota; Metazoa; Arthropoda; Insecta; Lepidoptera; Bombycidae. Gene Ontology annotation, molecular function: zinc ion binding; metallocarboxypeptidase activity. The record is from RefSeq and is a predicted model, not a curated record. Gene Ontology annotation, biological process: proteolysis.
AUGGAUAUAAUGGUGGAUGGACCUAGAAUCACACAGAUAGCCGGUAUGCUUCACGAAAGGGAGAUACCGUAUUCCAUAGCAAUUGGCGAUGUUGGGUCUGUACUGAGUAGGGAACAAGGGAUUAAAUAUUCAAAGAAUAACCGAAAACCAAACUAUUGUGAAAUGGAUUGGGAUAACUAUCAUCGUCUUCAUGUAAUUUAUGCGUUCAUGGAGAAUUUGUCACAUGAAUACCCUUAUUUGUGCUCGGUGGCCGUUAUUGGAAAAUCUGCUGAAGGACGAGAUAUUAAGAUUUUAAAGGUAUCUAAUGGUAAUGAAUAUAACGUUGGCGUCUGGUUAGACGCAGCUAUUCAUCCCCGUGAGUGGAUCAGCACAGCUGUCGUGACGUACAUUGCUGAUAGACUCGUCCGGACCUUUCAUGAGCAGCCUGAUUGUGUAACUAAUAAGGAUUGGUACAUACUUCCAGUCCUGAAUCCGGAUGGCUAUGAAUACACGCACACGCACGAUAGAAUGUGGCGUAAGAAUAGGGCCCGUUACGGUGAAUGCGUCGGAGUUGACCUUAACAGGAAUUUCAGUUACGGCUGGGGAGAGAAAGGCGAGGAAGGUUCAUCAGAAGACCCGGGUAACAUCUUUUACCGAGGACCGAAACCAUUCUCCGAACCUGAAACGGCCGCUCUAAGACGCUUGAUCACCAAAAGCUCGACGCCGUUCAAGGUGUUUCUAUCGUUUCAUAGCUACGGCGAAGUCGUUAUAUUCCCAUGGGGGUACACAGAUGAACCAUGUCCUGAUUAUGUGGAGCUGUUGGAAGGAGGCACUUCUAUUGCAAAGGCAAUAUAUGAAACAAGCGGACGCACAUAUAAAGUAGGCAGUACGAAGGAUCUCAUGUAUUUUGCGUGCGGCAACAGUAUAGAUUGGAGUUACGCUGUUGCGGGCAUACCUUAUUCGUAUAUGGUUGAAUUGAGAGGGAAGAAACACAGAUUCCUGCUGCCUCAAAACGAAAUCGAGUCAACCGCCAAAGAAGUAAUGAAUGGAGUAUUCAGAUUGUUGGAUUUUGUUGACGGGAAAAGUAAAAGUUGCCAGUCGUGUGACUGUUCGAAAUGA